GUUCCUGGCGGUGUGGACAAGGUUCCUGUCGGGGAGGACAAGGUUCCUGGCGGUGAGGACAAGGUACCUGGCGGUGUGGACAAGGUUCCUGCCGGUGAGGACAAGGUUCCUGCCGGUGAAUACAAGGUUCCUGGCGGUGAGGACAAGGUACCUGGCGGUGUGGACAAGGUUCCUUCCGGACAAGGUUCCUUCCUGUGAGGACAAGGUUCCUGCCGGUGAGGACAAGGUUCCUGGCGGUGUGGACAAGGUUUCUGUCAGUGAGGACAAGGUUCCUGGCGGUGUGGACUAGGUUCCUGCCGGUGAGGACAAGGUUCCUGGCGGUGAGGACAAGGUUUCUCGCGUUGAGGACAAGGUUCCUGCCGGUGAGGACAAGGUUCCUGGCGGUGUGGACAAGGUUCCUGCCGGUGAGGACAAGGUUCCUGGCGGUGAGGACAAGGUUCCUGCCGGUGAGGACAAGGUUCCUGGCGGUGUGGACAAGGUUUCUGCCGGUCUGGACAAGGUUUCUGGCUGUGAGGACAAGGUUCCUGGCGGUGUGGACAAGGUUCCUGAUGUGAGGACAAGGUUGCUGCCGGUGAGGACAAGGUUCCUGGCGGUGUGGACAAGGUUCCUGCCGGUGAGGACAAGGUUCCUGGCGGUGUGGACAAGGUUUCUGCCGGUGAGGACAAGGUUCCCAGCGGGGAGGACAAGGUUCCCGGCGGUGAGGACUAGGUUCCAUCCUGUGAGGACAGGGUUCCUGCCGGUGAGGACAAGGUUCCUGGCGGUGAGGACAAGGUUCCUGGCGGUGAGGACAAGGUUCCUGCCGGUGAGGACAAGGUUCCUGCCGGUGAGGACAAGGUUCCUGGCUGUGAGGACAAGGUUCCUGGCGGUGAGGACAAGGUUCCUGGCGGUGUGGACAAGGUUCCUGCCGGUGAGGACAAGGUUCCUGGCGGUGUGGACAAGGUUCCUGCCGGUGGGACAAGGUUCCUGCCGGUGAGGACAAGGUUCCUGCCGGUGAGGACAAGGUUCCUGCCGGUGAGGACAAGGUUCCUGGCAGUGAGGACAAGGUUCCUGCCGGUGAGGACAAGGUUCCUGCCGGUGAGGACAAGGUUCCUGCCGGUGAGGACAAGGUUCCUGCCGGUGAGGACAAGGUUCCUGCCGGUGAGGACAAGGUUCCUGGCAGUGAGGACAAGGUUUCUGCCGGUGAGGACAAGGUUCCUGGCGGUGAGGACAAGGUUUGUGGCGGUGAGGACAUGGUUCCUGCCUGUGAGGACAAGGUUCCUGGCUGUGAGGACAAGGUUCCUGGCUGUGAGGACAAGGUUCCUGGCAGUGAGGACAAGGUUCCUGGCGGUGAGGACAAGGUUCCUGCCGGUGAGGACAAGGUUCCUGCCAGUGAGGACAAGGUUCCUGGCGGUGUGGACAAGGUUUCUGCCGGUGAGGACAAGGUUCCUGGCGGUGAGGACAAGGUUCCUGCCGGUGAGGACAAGGUUCCAUCCCGGUGAGGACAAGGUUCCUGCCGGUGAGGACAAGGUUCCUGGCGGUGAGGACAAGGUUUCUGCCGGUGAGGACAAGGUUCCUGCCGGUGAGGACAAGGUUCCUGCCGGUGAGGACAAGGUUCCUGCCGGUGCGGACAAGGUUCCAUCCUGUGAGGACAAGGUUCCUGCCGGUGAGGACAAGGUUCCUGGCGGUGUGGACAAGGUUUCUGCCGGUGAGGACAAGGUUCCUGCCAGUGUGGACAAGGUACCUGCCAGGUGA
Molecule: messenger RNA, 1731 nt
Organism: Paramuricea clavata
Lineage: Eukaryota; Metazoa; Cnidaria; Anthozoa; Malacalcyonacea; Plexauridae
Source: the annotation of a GenBank genome assembly